AUGGAUCUCGUUUCGUGGACCUUCGGCGGCAACCUGCCUGACCCCGACAAACCAAUCUUGAUAGAUGCUCUGUCGCCGUCCACUUCCUAUUCCUAUAAUCAGAUUGUCUCCAAGACCCGUCAACUGAUAGCUGGUCUGCGGGCCCAAGGCAUUGAGCCUGGCGACUGCGUGUGUGUUAACUGUUUCAACGAUCUCAACUACUCUGUCCUCUACCUGGGUAUCAUCGGCGCUGGCGCCAUCUUCACUGGUGUCAACCCGGCUUUCACUCCCAAUGAACUCAGCCACCACUUCAGCCUGACAAAGCCGAGCCUGCUCAUUGUUGAGCCUAAAAUGCUGGAGAAGACCCUCACAGCUGCCAAGCAAGCCGGCAUUGCAACCGACCGCAUCUACGUCUUCGACACCGAGACGGAGAACCCUGACCCGUCGAUUCUCAGCUGGAACGCGUUGCUCGAGCAUGGCGAGGCUGAUUGGGUCAGUGUUGAGAGCCCCCACGAGACUGUCGCGUCGUACAACUCGACCAGUGGCACGUCUGGGCUACCCAAGGCUGCCAUGAUUACUCACUCGUACCAUGUAUCGCAAGCAGCUUCGCAGUGUGUCGAGACCGACUAUACUCGCUCUCGUCUCCUGACCCUGCCACCUUUCCAUGCUUUCGGGUCGCCUAUUCUGCCCUCAAGCAUUCGGCAAGGCAUCCCCACUUACAUCAUGCGCCGCUACGCAGAGGCUCCCUUCCUCAACGCCAUCGCCCAGUACGGCAUUAGCGAGACGUACGUUCCGCCGCCAGUGCUCAUGGCUCUGCCCAAGUCCACACUAGCAACGCGCGAGGGCCUCAACAGCCUGCGAUCCAUCUGGAUGGGUGGAGCGAGCGUUAAAUUUGCGCAACAAAAGCCGUUGUAUGAUCUCCUUCACGAGGACGCAUGCAUUCGCGGAGUGUGGGGGAUGACCGAGUCCGGCUGGAUCACGUGUGUGCAAGAUCGCACAAGGCGCGAGGAUGACAGCGUCGGCCAACCACUCGAAGGCUUCGAAAUCAGAAUCGUCGACGAGGACGGUGAGCCCAUCACUGAGGACCAUGUCUCGGGCGAGAUUCUCGCUCGUGUCCCGCAUCCUCUCUUGUCCUACAUCUCCAACCCCGUCGCCACCGCCAACGCCUUCACUCCCUGCGGCAACUACGUCUGCACCGGCGACAUCGGCUACCGCGUGACCGACCCCGAAACGGGCGUCCCGUCGAUGUUCAUUGUCGACCGCGCCAAGGAGCUUAUCAAGGUGCGCGGCUGGCAGGUGUCGCCGACGGAGGUCGAGUCGGAGCUGAUGCAGCACCCGGGCAUCGCCGACGCCGCUGUCAUCGGCGUCAAGGAGGCAGAUGGCGUCGAGGAGUUUGCUCGCGCCUACAUCGUGCGCAAGGUUGUGUUCAGCACUGCCGACGAGCUGCUUAUCGACGACAAGGUGCUGCGCACCUGGCUCCGCGAGCGCCUUGCUGGCUACAAGGUGCCUGCCGAGUUCGUCUUUGUCCCCACCGUCCCGCGCAACGGCACCGGCAAGAUCCUCCGCCGUGUCCUGCGCGAGACCGAGACUGCCACCAAGCCUGCUGUCGUUGCGCCUGUCCACAAGCGCGUCGACUCGGCCAUGUCGGGCCUGGGUGUUUCCAACGACCCGCUCGGAAGCAACCCCGUCGCGUCCGACGACAGCGCCGCACCCAUCGGCCAUGCGCUUUCGACCGUCCGCUCGCAAGUCGAGAUGGGCGCCGCCGAUGCCGAAGCCGAGGCCCCGGUCGCUACUGCUGCCCCUACCGUUGCGGAGGAAGACCACCUGCCCAUCACCAGCACUCCUCCCGCAGCGGACCGCAAGGUCUCCGUCACCACGACCAUCAGCACCACCAGUGCGCCCGCACCUGCUGCCGAUGCCGACGAGGCCUCCCCUUCGUCCUUCCCGGAGAAGACGGAGUACGACCAGAAGAAGCCGGCUUCCAUCCGCCGCAAGCUCAAGAAGCUCGCCUCCAAGAAGGACAGACUCGUAUCCCGCGUCAUGGCCAGCUGGACCCAGUCGAUGCGUGUCGUGCGCUGCGAGUUUGCCAGCUUCAGGCGCUAA
Molecule: messenger RNA, 2082 nt
Organism: Lasiodiplodia theobromae
Lineage: Eukaryota; Fungi; Ascomycota; Dothideomycetes; Botryosphaeriales; Botryosphaeriaceae
Product: AMP-binding domain protein
Exons: 5
Coding region: 1-2082 (693 amino acids)
Biological process (GO): secondary metabolic process
Molecular function (GO): CoA-ligase activity
Source: RefSeq, a predicted model, not a curated record